This is a messenger RNA of Hylaeus volcanicus, 1840 nucleotides long. RefSeq lists its product as uncharacterized. Bases 221 to 892 code for a protein of 223 amino acids. The transcript is spliced from 3 exons. Lineage: Eukaryota; Metazoa; Arthropoda; Insecta; Hymenoptera; Colletidae. The record is from RefSeq and is a predicted model, not a curated record.
CGGUAAUCAAACAGUCAAGUCAGUGACGUGCGUCGUGUAGCUCCGAAUCCUCCUUUUCCGCGAUCGACUCGUUGCUAUUAAAUAUGAAAUGCUUCGUAUAGUGAAUAUUAAAUUAAUAUAAAAGUACAUCCUGUAUACCAGGAACAGAGGGAGAGAUAGACAAAGACGAGGGAGCAGUCGAACUCGAGGAAUUUCCCGAUUGCCAUAACCGAUUCCUCCGAUGAUGACGCCUCUGCCCCGAUGGGUGUUGCUGGCGUUGCUGUUGGCCGGCGCUGAGGCGCGUCCUGGCGAUUACGCAUGCGUUCGGUUGUGCCAUGCACAGGACAGGGGCCUGGAUGUCACGGGAGUCUGCGACCAUCAGCAGAGACUCGUCCUUCAGUUCAGCGGAGGCCGGUACCCGACGCAGCGCCUUCUCAGGCUCUGCCUGAUCCCGUGUAGCGGUCUUGGGUCACGGAACGAUACCGUCUUCGAUGGCUCGCAAAUCUGUCGCGUCAUCAGGGAGUCGCUUAUCUAUCGCCAGGGUUGUUCAUGCAAACCUCCGGCAAAUGGCAGAUCCUGGGGCCUCCGAGCGAAUCCCCCAUGGUCGAAGAAGCUGAAUCCAGUGAACGGACUGCUGAGCAUGUUGACGAAGAUCGCCAGGGUCCUAGCUGCAGUUUCCGUUGAUCACGCGAACGAGCCUGGUACCACCGACCUUCGGGACGAUAAAAUGAAGUUCUCCGAUCGACUGGACAACGAGACGGACUUCGUGGACGCUGAGAUUGCGAAUCCGACCACCGAUGCUCCCUUCGGAGCAGAUUGGACGGAGGACUUCACCGACUGGGAGAUGUGGUGCAUGGCCCAGUGUGACAACGGACGGUGCGGCAAUUCCUGCAACCUUAAUCUCAAAGGUUGAAGAGAGGAUGUUCUCGAAAACGAGAAGAGGACGAAGGAGAAUGGGGCGAAGAAGGCACAGGCACGAAUUUACAUAUCUCGUAGGUUAGCUGGGCCUACGACGCCCGGUAGCGUGUAAGGUUAGUUUUACUGGGUAAUACACGUUAACAUUUCAUUUAUUUCUCUGUCGUUCGUCUUCCGCGUUCGAAUAAGUUGCUCAUCGUUCGUGGAAACGUCCUACGUCGAUAAAUUUGUACAGAGUUUCGCGAAGAUUGGAAUAGAAUUCUGGUACCGGGGAAUUUGUCGAGGAAGAACUUGAACGUUUUUUCGAAACGAUCGCUGACCAAGAUUUUAUCGCUCAUACUCGCCUGUCGUUGAUAGCUUAACCGCUUUUAGGCUUAAGAGUUCUCUACGCUAGGUCCUAGUUCACGCGCUCCGACACACGGGCGAAUUAACACACGCCAAGGAAUAGGCUUGUCGAAUAAGGACUUUCCCGCGCGUUAUCGACACCGACGUUUUUUCAGAUAUUACGGGUACGCAUUCGGAUAAACGCAAUGGAGGACACGUUGCGACGCGCGUUAUUCCGAUCGAGGCGUGUGAAUAGGACACCGACGUGCAAAUGUGUGUAUUAUGCAAUAAACGGUAUUUCUACGCGAGCGCGAUGCAACGUUGAACGUGCGUCGACGCGAUCCAUGUACGUCUAGAUCUAUAUGAUUAAUCGUACCAUAGCGGAUAACUUUUACACGAUGCCACGUAACCGUGUGUGCGUACUUAACACUUUAGCUACCGAAAGAAAAAGGAAAGAGUUUCCGACUUAGAAGAAGACUAUGUUACUAUAUUAAUUGAGAAUGACGUUCUGCAUUCUAUUGUUAGGUGAAUUAAAAGCCUCGUUCGUUAGUCCAAAUUGAGCAUUGUGAACAGACAACAGGUACAGUUUACAGGUUGCAGUGAGUAAACACUGAAAUUAACC